Molecule: messenger RNA, 1410 nt
Organism: Apiotrichum porosum
Lineage: Eukaryota; Fungi; Basidiomycota; Tremellomycetes; Trichosporonales; Trichosporonaceae
Exons: 5
Coding region: 1-1410 (469 amino acids)
Biological process (GO): proteolysis
Molecular function (GO): aspartic-type endopeptidase activity
Source: RefSeq, a predicted model, not a curated record
AUGUACGCCACGACCGUGUUCGCCAUCUUGUCGCUGGCACUCUCUGUCAGUGCAGAGCCAAAACCCGUGCUCGCUACUGGCUCCAGCGGGCCCGUCACACUGCCACUCUACCACGCCUCUGGCCGACCAGACCCAAAUGCCGGGUCUCGUGCUGGCUGGUGGCUCCGACGCAAGAGCCUCCUCACCCGCCGAAAGUAUGCUCGUCACCUCGACGCGACCGCCCACGCCCACCUCAAGCGCGACAUUGUCGACUUUGAGCGUGGCCUCGCCGGUCAAGAAGUGAUCACAACUUGGGAGCGCGAUACAAUGUACUCUGCCAAGCUCGAAGUGGGAACCCCAGCACAGACGUUUGAGCUGCAGCUCGACACUGGUUCCAGUGACAUGUACCUGUACUCGAGCGCAUGCGCCAACUGCCCUGGUGGACCCAAGUUUGAUUACACCAAAUCGAGCACAUACCACGCUGGUGACCCCUCCGACGAGCUCCAGUAUGGUAUCGGAUACGCAAAGGGCAUUUGGGCCAACGACACGGUGUCUAUCGCUGGAGCCACAGUCUUUGAGCAGACUUUCCAAGCAACCAACGACACGGAUGACAGCUAUGCCAACACGACCAUUUCCGGUCUGAUCGGCUUGGCAUGGCCCGCUUUGGCAUCAGUCGCCAUGCCGCUCUGGAUCAACUUGAUGGACCAGUGGGACGACAAGCGCUUUGCGUUUGCCCUUGCUCGCGUCAGCCUGACGGACGGCACCAACCCUUGGGAGGAUGGAGCUGCCCCCGGAGGUGUUGUUACCCUUGGAGAGGAGAGUGCCGAGGUCAUGGCUGGCGUCGACGACAGCCUGUACACUGGCGAGAUUAUCUACCACAACCUGACCGGUAACGACUACUGGCGCGUGGACAUGGAGUCGGUGAACAUCAACGGCCAGGUCCUGAGCACUGGCAAAAACCUCAGCGCCAUCAUUGACACUGGCUCGACUCUCCUCACCGGCCCGACCGAGCAGGUCAAGGCGUUUUACUCGCACAUCCCCGGAUCGUCCCCUACUUCUUACGAGGGCACCGAUGGGUUCUACCAGUUCCCGUGCGCCAACGCCGACCAGCUCGACGUGCAGCUCACCUUCAACGGUGUCUCGUACCCGAUCGACUAUUACGACAUGAUCUUCAGGCCCGUCACCAACGGCACGCCCGAUAUCGAGGACGGCAUGUGCUUUGGCGCCAUGUUUGGGUACGACUUUGACAAUAUCAACUGGAUCAUCGGCGACACGUUCCUCAAGAAUGUCGUCUCGGUCUUCCAGUACGACCCGCCCGCUGUCGGCUUUGCCACACCAGUCACCCACAGGGCUGGGUGGUACGGCGCUAACAAGAAGGAUGCUGGCCGCAAGACCCAGAAGGGUCCUCACCGCCAGGACAACCACUGGUAG